Messenger RNA from Prunus armeniaca (apricot), 900 nucleotides. The record is from the annotation of a GenBank genome assembly. NCBI's taxonomy places the organism in Eukaryota, Viridiplantae, Streptophyta, Magnoliopsida, Rosales, Rosaceae.
AUGGUUUACAUUUGGAGUGAUCAAGAGAGUGUUGAUGAACUGAAACACAAGCUUCUCUGCACCAAUUUUGAACUAGAAUCAGCAAAGAUGAUGGCAAAAGAGGAGGUAAGCAAAAAUGAGGAGAUCAUAAAGCAGUUAUAUGAACUCUUGAAGGCUGCUUGCCAAGAAAGAGAUGAAGCAAGAAACCAGUUGCAAAAGCUAAUGAAUGAGUUAUUGCCAUCCAUACCAGCUGAUCAAACCACUCAUAUCCUCUCAUCACAACCCAAUAAUGAAAACCCAAUUCCCCAAAAAACCACAAACCCAUCAAUGCUAAAAGAAUCAGAAGCUCUUCUUCCCCAAACAUACAAUUUCCAUGUUUAUGGUUCAUAUCCCACAAACUGCAACUUGGGUUCUAUCUCUUUCCAAGGCCUGCCUAAUGCCAACUUUGCUGAUUCAAGUAACUUGGCUCUGCCAAAAAGGCCUGUUGCUCAAGAAUGUGGCUCCAAGUUUGAUUGUGCUUCUGUUCUAAUUGAUAACAUUGCUAGAGUGAGACCAUUGCCCAAGAAAGGAAGACUGAUGCAGGCUGUCAUGGAUACUGGUCCUUUACUUCAAACACUUCUUGUUGCACCUCUUCCCAAGUGGAAAAAUCCACCCACUCUCAUCUAUGGAGGUGAUCAUUGUGGCUCAUUAAUAGAGCAGAGAUUAGAAGCAGUCGAGUCGAUUUGCCCAACGCAGAGUUCAUCGAGUGGUUCUGCUUCAUUCCUUGAUAGUUCACCCGGCUUUUCUCAGAUACCAUCUUCUUCUGUGUUGAACUUUGCACGUGGCUCUGCUUGUUUGAACAAUGGCCUGCAAUUGCAUGUUGGAAACAAUACAGAUGCCAUGCAGUAUCAGAUUGCAACUGGUAAACGAAGAAGGUUCUGA